GACAAUCUUCACAUCCUACCAACUGGAGGAACUGGAAAAGGCCUUCAACGAGGCCCACUAUCCUGACGUAUACGCUAGAGAGAUGUUGGCCAUGAAAACAGAGUUGCCAGAAGACAGGAUACAGGUUUGGUUCCAGAACCGCCGGGCCAAGUGGCGGAAGAGGGAGAAGUGCUGGGGCAGGAGCAGUGUGAUGGCUGAAUAUGGGCUCUACGGUGCCAUGGUGCGUCACUCCAUCCCACUGCCCGAAUCCAUCCUCAAGUCUGCCAAGGACGGCAUCAUGGAGUCCUGCGCCCCAUGGCUCCUGGGGAUGCACAAAAAGUCUCUGGAAGCAGCAGCUGAGGCGGGGAGGAAGACGGAGGUGGAACGCCAGGCCCUGCCCAAGCUUGACAAAGGUGACAAGGAAGAGAGGGGCCCAGAUCCCAAAACCACCAUUUCCCAGGAGGAACUGAGAGAAAACAGCAUUGCUGCCCUCAGGGCCAAAGCUCAGGAGCACAGCACCAAAGUCCUGGGGACCAUCGCCGGGGACACCCCGGCCCCAGGCAGGAAGACGGAGGCAGGGGAGGAUGCAGCAGUGGAGGAUGAGAGACAGACGGAGAAGUCAAAUUCGUCGCAGAAGGAGGAGAAGCUGAUCUAG
Molecule: messenger RNA, 634 nt
Organism: Tauraco erythrolophus (red-crested turaco)
Lineage: Eukaryota; Metazoa; Chordata; Aves; Musophagiformes; Musophagidae
Source: RefSeq, a predicted model, not a curated record